Dibothriocephalus latus is the source of this 603-nucleotide messenger RNA. NCBI's taxonomy places the organism in Eukaryota, Metazoa, Platyhelminthes, Cestoda, Diphyllobothriidea, Diphyllobothriidae. The record is from the annotation of a GenBank genome assembly.
AUGGUUCUUGUAGCAGAGACCGAUGAGAAGGUACGACUACCUGUCACAGAACAAUGUCCGAUUACAGAAACUUUGGAGAAGAUUUUCAUAAAAAUUGUGCCGGUGAACUUUCAGUUUGCCUUCUACACCAACUGGACUUCCAAACCUCGGGUUCUGGAGGUAGAAGGCAAAGAUAACACGAAGCUACAAGUCGGCUUCUGUUCGUGCUUACACCAGACGGCGGCCAGUUUCAUCACAUGCGAGUCCGAAGAGACGAUAAACAGAUCGUUAACACUGGAGUUUGACGCUGGAUUCUUAAUCCAGACGGCCACAUACGGCAAAUGUGGUGGCAGUAACGGCCGUAAAAACUGCUAUAUGCAAGCGGUCAAUUCCGACGUGAUUUUUAUUAUCGACGACACGUCGCUGUACACAAAAGUGAAGUUUGAUAACAAAUACAAAGAUUCUUGGGAAAUCUACGAAAUUCAGCAAUUGAAGGAUAUUUUUCAGGAAAUUAACGGUUACCCACCCAUAUGGAACGAAAUUGAAUUUAAAGAUUUUCCUCUCAACGUAGCGCCAACUGUAAGCCAACUAUCUUCUAUUAGCAUAACAUUUGAAAUUUCAUAA